This is a messenger RNA of Clunio marinus, 7983 nucleotides long. NCBI's taxonomy places the organism in Eukaryota, Metazoa, Arthropoda, Insecta, Diptera, Chironomidae. The record is from the annotation of a GenBank genome assembly.
AUGCCAGCUCGUUUCGGAGAAGUUUCAUCUGACAAUCGUCGCAAUGUUCCGCCAUCUAUGAUGGACCUCAACACGAAUGGGGAUAACGAUAGUGAUGGUCGUUUCGUGCAACGUGUCACGCACGAUGAUGUUUGCAUCACAGGCUUCUCAGGUCGUCUACCAGAAAGUUCAAACAUCGAAGAGUUCAAGAAGAAUUUAUUUGAAGGCGUUGACAUGGUCAACGAUGACGCUCGUAGAUGGCCAUCUGGUCUCUACGAUCUCCCAACCCGCAUUGGAAAGAUAAAAGAUGACGACUUGAAGAAUCUCGAUGCACAAUUCUUUAAACUUCAUCAAAAGCAAGCUGAAUGCAUGGACCCACAACUGCGAAUGUUGCUUGAAGCGACGUACGAAGCAAUCGUCGAUGCUGGCAUAAAUCCUCAAGAUAUUCGUGGAAGUCGCACUGGUGUCUACAUUGGCGUCUCUAACUCUGAAACUGAACAAUUCUGGUGUAAUGAUUCCGAAACUGUCAAUGGUUAUGGUUUAACAGGCUGCGCCCGUGCAAUGUUUGCCAAUCGUUUGUCAUUCACUUUCGACUUCAAAGGUCCAAGUUAUGCUGUUGACACUGCUUGUUCAAGUUCUUUAUUUGCUAUGGAUCAAGCAUUCAGGGACAUCAAAUCAGGACGAUGUGAUUCAGCAAUUGUUGCUGGUGUUGGAAUCAUUUUAAAGCCCACAAUGUCAUUGCAAUUUAAACGACUCAACAUGUUGAGUCCCGAUGGAAUGUGUAAAGCAUUUGAUGAAUCUGGCAAUGGUUAUGUCAGAUCCGAUGGAUGUGUCGUGACAUUCCUUCAAAAGUCAACUGAAUCACGUCGAAUUUAUGCGACAAUUUUGAAUGUCAGAACAAACACUGACGGUGCCAAAGACCAAGGAAUUACAUUUCCAAAUGGUGAAAUGCAAAAGCGUUUAAUUCGUGAAACAUACGAAGAGAUUGGAAUGAAUCCCAAUGAUGUGACUUAUGUUGAAGCACAUGGAACGGGAACAAAAGUUGGCGAUCCACAAGAAGUGAACGCAAUUUGUGAUUACUUUUGUAAGGAUCGAAGGACUCCGCUGUUGAUCGGAUCAGUGAAGUCGAACAUGGGACAUUCAGAACCAGCGUCUGGUGUUUGUUCAAUUGCGAAGCUAUUGAUUGCUAUGGAAGCUGGAAUAUUGCCAGCUAAUCUUCAUUAUAAAAAUCCCAAUCCUGAUCUUUAUGGUCUGAUGGAUGGUCGAAUGAAAGUCGUUGAUAAGAACAUGGAAUGGGAUGGUGGAAUAAUCGGUUUGAAUUCCUUUGGCUUUGGUGGUGCCAAUGCUCAUGUCAUUCUUAAAUCUAAUAAGAAACCGAAGACGAUCGGGACAAUCAGUGACAUCCCACGACUUGUCGUUUCAUCAGGACGAACAGAAGAAGCUGUCGAGAUGAUGUUGGGAGAAGUUGAAGCAAAUCGUAAUGAUGAUGAGUUCAGUGGACUUGUUAAUGAACUUCACGCGAGAAACAUUCCAUUGCAUUAUUAUCGAGGCUAUACAGUGAUGGGUGCUGAUGGAAUAAAUCAACGAGAAGUUGUUGAAUAUCGAGACGAGAAACGACCAAUUUGGUUUAUUUAUGCUGGAAUGGGAUCGCAAUGGGCAAGCAUGGCAAAAGACAUGAUGCAAGUUGAAUCAUUUCGAACAGCAAUUAAUCGAUGUGCUGACGCUCUUGCACCAGAAAAUAUUGAUUUAAUUGACAUUCUUACGAAAUCUGAUGAAGAAAAGUUCGAUAAUAUUCUCAAUUCUUUCGUGUCGAUUGCAGCUGUUCAAGUUGCACUCACAGAUGUUUUAAAAUCGAUUGGAAUUCAGCCGGAUGGAAUGAUUGGACAUUCAGUUGGUGAGUUGGGAUGUGCUUAUGCUGAUGGUUGCUUUACACCUGAACAAACUGUUCUUGCUGCUUAUUGGCGUGGUCGUUCGAUUCUUGACACUGAACUUAUGCCGGGACAAAUGGCAGCUGUUGGAUUAACUUGGGAAGAGUGUCAAGAACGGUUACCGAAAGAUGUUAUUCCAGCAUGCCAUAACAGUUCGGAUAGUGUCACAAUUUCCGGUCCAAAAGAUUCCGUCGAUAAAGUCGUCGCUGAUCUUACCAAUGAAGGAAUUUUCGCGAAAGUUGUUAAGACAAGUGGGUACGCUUUUCACAGCAAAUACAUCGCUGAAGCUGCUCCAAAGUUACGUAAAUCACUCGAUAAGAUUAUUCCAACACCAAAGAAUCGUUCAGAUCGAUGGAUUAGUUCAUCAAUACCUGAAUCAGCAUGGAAUUCAGCAAUUGCAAAGCAAAGUUCUUCAGCCUAUCAUGUCAACAAUUUAUUGUCACCUGUUUUGUUCCAUUCAGCACUUCAACAUGUCCCAAAGCAUGCAAUUUGCAUUGAAAUCGCUCCAAAUGGACUUCUUCAAGCAAUUCUUAAGAGAUCGUUAGGCAAUGAAUGCACAAAUGUCAGUUUAAUGAAACGACAACAUGCAAACAACGUUCAAUUUAUGUUGAUGAAUAUUGGAAAACUCUUUGCUGCUGGUGCACAACCAAUUGUGUCACGUUUAUACCGUCCAAUCUCAUAUCCAGUUGGACGUGGAACGCCAAUGCUUAAUUCAAAAAUUGGUUGGGAUCACAGUCAAAAAUGGCUUCUCUUUAAUGUCAAAAACGAAAAAAGUUCAGCUGAGACAAUUGUUGACAUUAAUUUGACGAAAGAUGAAGACGCUUAUCUUGCUGGUCAUACAAUUGAUGGAAGAGUUCUCUUCCCAGCCACUGGUUACAUGACACUCGCAUGGAAAACUUUCGCAAAGAUGCGUGGGACAACAUUUGAUCGCCUUCCUAUCAUUAUGGAGAAUGUUGUGUUCCAUCGGGCAACAAUUCUACCCAAGGAAGGUUCAGUCAAGUUCGGAUUGAAUUUCUUUGAUGGUUCAGGAAAAUUUGAGAUUUGUGAAGGCGGGUCCUUGGCAAUGUCAGGUGUUAUUAAAGUCCCCGAUGGAAAUAUUGAAAUGGAAGAAUUGCCACUUGAUCCAUUGCCAUAUGACACGAAGGCUGGCUUGAUGCUUGAACGUGGUGACGUUUAUAAAGAACUUCGUCUACGUGGUUAUGACUACAGCGGAGUUUUUCGUGGCAUUAAUAAAUCUGAUUCAUGUGCAAAUGCUGGUGAACUUGAAUGGACUGAUAACUGGAUAAGUUUCAUGGAUACAAUGCUGCAAUUCUCGAUUAUGGGUAAAGAUUUACGUGAACUUUACUUACCAACAAGAAUUGAACGAGUUGUCAUUAACCCAGAGAAACAUUUGAGUUUCUUAAAAGAAGAUAAAAGUGAGAAUAAUUUCGAUUGUUUCAUGUACAAAGACAUUAACGUGAUUAAAUGCGGGGGUGUUGAAAUGCGUGGAUUAAAAGCUUCACUUGCACCAAGACGAUCGGGAACUCAAGCAGCACCAAAACUCGAACGUUACACAUUUGUCGCCAACUCUAACAAUCGUGGAAUUGGAGAUUCAUCUGAGACUUGUAAGUUAAACGCCAUUUCAGUUGCAACUCAUUUGGUUGUUGAAAACAGUGGUGGAGCUUUGAAGUUGAAAGUUAUUGAAUAUCUUGACAAUCGACUACCUGAAGCAUCAAACGCGAUAUUUAUUCAAGACGUCAUUGAAAGUGAACCAACAUUAGCGAGUGAUGUUGCGAUUGUCACAACAGAAAAAAGUGAAAAUUACUCACAAUUUGUCGGCGAUUCGGGUGUUCGUGUUAUUAUGAAAGAUGCAACAAAAGAUGCAGUUGAACAGAAUUGUCAUCUUGCUGUUGCAUAUGAUUUAUUGACUGUCAACAAUGGAUCAACAAUCUUAAAGAAUCUCAAAGAUUCAAUUAAAGAAGACGCUUUUAUCUUGUUAGAAGAAACUUUGUCGAUUUAUGAACAAAACAUGCAAUCAACAAAAAAUAUUUUCAAUGAUCUUCAAUUAAUUGUUGUGAGUGAACAAGUUGUUGAUAAUCGUGUGUUUGUAUUGUUGAGAUCAGCAGUCGAUAUGAAUGAUCGUGAGAUGCAAGUUGUCUUCGUCACCGAACAAAACUUUAAGUGGGUUGAAGAAUUGAAAGAAGCACUCAUUGAUUCUGAGACAGGAAAGUUCACUUACAUUGUCUGUCAGGGUGAAGAAAAUUUCGGUGCUGUUGGUUUAAUGAACUGCAUAAAGAAUGAAGCUGGCGGAAAACUCGCUAGAAUGAUUUUCAUUCAAGACAAAAACAUUGAAAAGUUUAACUUCACCAGCAGUUUCUUUACUCAACAAUUGAAGAAAGAUUUGAUUCAAAAUGUUUACAAAAAUGGAACGUGGGGAACUUUCCGUCAUUUGAAGCUUGAUAAUGUUGUUGGAGCGACAUUACCAGUCGAACAUGCUUAUGUCAAUGCAUUGACGAAAGGCGAUCUUGCAUCUCUUAAAUGGAUUGAAGGUCCACUUUCAUUUGAUCGUCCAACCUCUGACGAUAAACGUCAUGAUCUUUGCACUGUUUAUUUUGCACCAAUAAACUUCCGUGAUGUCAUGUUAAGUUCAGGAAAACUUGCAGCUGAUGCACUUCCUGGUGAUCUCGCACAACAAGAUUGCAUUUUGGGUUUGGAGUUCUCAGGACGUGAUUCGAAUGGAAGACGAAUCAUGGCAAUGGUUCAAGCGAAAUCAUUAGCGACGACAUGCGUUGCACAAAAGAACAUGAUGUGGGAGAUUCCUGACAAUUGGACAAUGGAACAAGCAUCGACAAUUCCUUGCGUCUAUUCGACAGUUUAUUAUGCGUUGGUUGUUCGUGGAAAAAUGAAGAAAGGUGAAAGCAUCUUAAUUCAUGCUGGUUCUGGUGGUGUUGGCCAAGCAGCAAUUUCUGUUGCACUUCAUGCUGGUCUUAAAGUUUUCACAACAGUUGGAAGCAAAGAGAAACGAGAAUUCUUGAAGAAAACUUUCCCAAAACUUAAUGAUCGAAACAUUGGAAACUCUCGUGAUUGUUCAUUCGAACAAAUGAUCAUGCGUGAAACCAAAGGCAAAGGCGUUGAUCUUGUUUUGAAUUCAUUGGCUGAAGAGAAACUUCAAGCUUCUAUUCGAUGUUUGGGUCUUAAUGGUCGAUUCUUGGAAAUUGGAAAGUUUGAUUUGAACAACAAUUCACCUUUGGGAAUGUCAGUGUUCCUCAAGAAUACUUCAUUUCAUGGAAUUCUUUUGGAUUCAGUGAUGGAAGGUGAUGACGAGAUGAUCUCUGAAGUUGUUGGACUAGUUGCAGAAGGAAUUAAAAAUGGUGCAGUUCGUCCUCUUCCAACAAGUGUUUUCAAUGAUCAACAAAUUGAGCAAGCUUUCCGUUUUAUGGCAUCGGGAAAACACAUUGGAAAAGUUGUAAUUAAAGUUCGUGAAGAAGAAAAACAACGAACGUUACAACCAUCAACAAAAUUUGUCAACGCCAUUUCAAGAACUUACAUGCACAAAGAGAAAACUUAUAUUCUUGUUGGUGGCCUUGGUGGCUUUGGAUUGGAGCUUGCUAAUUGGCUUGUAGCCCGUGGUGCAAGAAAGAUUGUGCUGACAUCAAGAAGUGGAGUUAAAACAGGAUAUCAAUCAUUGAUGAUUCGUCGAUGGAGAGAAAAGAAUGUCCAAGUAUCGAUUGAUACAAAUGACGUGACAAGCAUAAAAGGCGCACAAAAAAUGCUUCGUGAUGCUGCAAAAAUGGGACCCAUUGGUGGCAUUUUCAAUCUUGCUGCUGUUCUUCGUGAUGGACUCAUAGAAAAUCAAACUGAAGAUGAUUAUAAAUCAGUUUGUGUGCCAAAAGUGGAUGGAACAAAACACUUAGAUGCAGCAUCACGUGAACUUUGUCCAAAUCUGGAUUACUUUAUUUGCUUCUCGAGUGUUUCAUGUGGACGUGGAAAUAUUGGACAAUCGAAUUACGGUUUAGCUAACUCAACUAUGGAGAGAAUUUGUGAGGUUCGUCAAGCUUCAGGUUUGCCAGGACUUGCUAUUCAAUGGGGUGCCAUUGGUGACACUGGUUUAGUGUUGGAGAAUCUUGGCGAUAAUGACACAGUAAUUGGUGGAACACUUCCACAAAGAAUGACUUCAUGCUUACAAACAAUGGACUUGUUCAUGCAACAACCACAUCCAGUUCUUGCUUCAAUGGUGAUUGCUGAGAAACGCAAAGCAGAUUCGUCAAGUGGUGUCAGUUUAAUCUCAUGUGUCGCUAAUAUUCUCGGCUUGAAAGACACAAAGAACAUUAACGAUUCAUCAUCGUUAGCUGACCUUGGAAUGGAUUCUCUCAUGGGUGCUGAAAUCAAGCAAACACUUGAACGAAACUUUGACAUGGUUUUGAAUGCACAAGAAAUUCGUCAACUGACAUUUGGAAUGAUUAAAAGUUUUGAAUCUGGCACUGAAGCGAUGACAUCUGAUGGAGGUUCACGACCAACUUCUCCAUUGAAAAAUGGUCCAAACUCGCCAACACCUGGUGAUUUCAGUGGAGGGGACAACAUGAUUCAGUUCACUAAUGAAUUGAUGCCAACGCAAUGUCUGCUCAAGAUGAAAUCAAAUGAAGGAAAGAAUUCAAAUGUGAAUCCAAUUUUCCUGAUUCAUCCAAUUGAAGGUGUCGUGUCAGCACUUUUGCCAUUGGCAGAAACAUUGAAUCGACCAGUUUAUGGAUUGCAAUGUGUAUCUCAUGCACCAUUAGAUACGAUUCAAGACUUGGCUGGUUAUUACAUCAAACAAAUGCGAAGUGUUCAAACCAUCGGACCAUACACGAUUACCGGUUAUUCAUAUGGCGGUUGUGUUGCUUUCGAAAUAGUCACACAACUUGAGAAUUCCAAUGAGAAAUGCAAUUUGGUGAUGAUUGACAGUUCACCGACUUAUGUGAGUUGGUACACAGAAGCGCAAUUGGCAAGAAAUGCUUCUGGUCGAUCACCAACUGGUCAAAAUCCUUCUAAAGAUGAAGCUUACGCUUUUGCAUAUUUUGGAAUGGUUUGUGGAAGAUUGGAAUACAAAGCUACUGCAAAAGAGCUCGAGAAGUUGCCAUCAUUUGAUGCUCGGGUUCAACGUGUUGCUGAACUUUUACAUGAGAGAACUUCACAUCCUAUCGACUUACUCGCAAUCACCGCUAAAAGUUUCCUUAAAAAAUUAUUUGCUGCUCAUCACUACAGACCCGUAAAUAAAAUCAACGCUGAUGUCUUGCUAAUUAAACCAUCAGAGAACUACGCAAAGCUCACAAACGAUUAUGGUCUUAACGCUUUAUGCAGUAAACAAGUAAAGAUUGAAGUUGUCGAAGGCGAUCAUCGCACGAUUCUUGCAGGAGAAUCAGUUAAGAAAAUCUCAAAUUUCAUCAAACGCAUCGAAUAAUUCGAAUUUUCAUUAAGUUAAUUAAGUUAUUUUAAGUUUUUGUCAACCUUUUUUGUAAAUAUUUUCUAAAACUCAAACUUUUUCAUGUUUAAAUUGGCGAUCCAAUCUGAUGACGUUUUAUUAAUUCCAUUCCAAGAAUUUUUGAAAAUAACAAUAAAUUAAUUAAGCUAAAUAUCACAUUAAACUUUAAUUGGAUAUUGUGGUAGUAAAUGAUAUUAUGAACAAGUUCUUUAAUGAAUAAGUAAAGUUUAAGUGGCUUUGUCUCUAAGUUGACAGAAUAAAUAUUCAAAUAAUAAUAAAAAAGUUUCUUUUACUGUUGUUCUGAAAAGUUUUAACAAGAAUGACGUCAUUAAACUCUCCUUAAUUUUAUUGCUUUCAGAAUCCUACAGUUUAUGAGAUCACCAUGUUAAUUAAAGAAACUGAUAAACUUAUCACAAAAGCACUCAAUUCAAAGCUUUAUUGUUACAGGAAAAUGAUAAAGUGACGAAGUAGUUUGCACCAUUGACAAUUUUCUCUAAGAAGUGCUUGUUCUCACUUCCAGCUGUAUAUCCAACAGUUCUUCCAGCUUUUCCUUCAACCACAAAAUUCUUCUUCUUGUGAUUCUCCAUGUCAACGAAAAUAAACUUUCCACCGUUAAAGUUCUUCUUGAAUGUUGUUAAA